AUGGCUCGCCUCAUGCAACAGAAGCACGAGGUCCCGUGGACGUCUCGCCGUUUGAAACGAUUCUACCGCCACCGUGAUCUGGUCUCGAAAGCGUGGGCCCGAUGCGACCUGCUCUACGAUACCACGGCCAUUUGCGAAGCGGUCCCCUCACUGCUCAACAGCACCUCGCGAGACGACUUACCAUUCGUCAAAUACGUCAAGACGCUCAGAACGGCCGAGUCUAUGCACCGAGCUGGCAUCGCCGCCAUCCGACAUCGCCACAACGUCACCCUUGGCCUCAAGUUUGCGCCGUAUCAUCUCUCCCGUUCAGCGGAGGACUUGCGUAUCUUCCAGGUACAGUUGCCGGCGCUUAUGCGCGAGCUGCACGACAAGAUCUACCUCCUUAACAUGGGGUUCAUGGCGGGGAAGAACGAAGCUGGAGUAGCCCUAAUGGUCGACCUCAAGGAGUGCCACAUGCGUCAUCGUACUUCAACUGUCCAUGAGAAGCCCGAGAUUACUGCACCCUUUUGGCGAGCUUCACAGCAUGCCCGGGGUGGUUUCCAGCCAUCCACAGACAGUGGCAGCAGUUAA
This is a messenger RNA of Vanrija pseudolonga, 570 nucleotides long. RefSeq lists its product as uncharacterized. The transcript has a single exon. The record is from RefSeq and is a predicted model, not a curated record. Bases 1 to 570 code for a protein of 189 amino acids. Lineage: Eukaryota; Fungi; Basidiomycota; Tremellomycetes; Trichosporonales; Trichosporonaceae.